AAAUCCUUAAUUAAAGACAUUUUGAUUGUACCUUCUGGGGCCUUCAUUGUUAAAAAUAUGUUAAAUGUAUAGUUAAAAGGUCCAUCUUUGAUUAGCUGUUUGUUGUUCCUUUCUUAAUAGUAAAAGGUAAUGCAAUUCAAUCAUCCACUUGGACAAACGGGUGCAUCAACGUCCUCGAUCGCGUAUAUUAAUACCCAUGAUCUCACUGGAAAGAUUGGCCCCCCUUCAAGCCAGGCUAGCUGGUACUCUAAUUUUGAGUGUUCUUGAUGAGCGGGUGACGUACUUAAUUAAGAGAGAUAUAGGGAAAGAUCGAGAAAGAUGGUGAGAGCUCCGUUCUAUGACAAAAGUGGCGUAAAGAAAGGGGCAUGGAGUGCCGAAGAAGACGAUAAGUUGAGAGCUUAUAUCCAAAGCUAUGGCCAUUGGAACUGGCGUCAACUACCGAAAUUUGCUGGUAUACAAAGGUGCGGGAAAAGUUGCAGACUAAGAUGGAAGAACUACCUUCAACCAGGUGUAAAACAUGGAGAUUACACUGAAGAAGAAGAGGCUUUAAUCAUCAAACUACAUGAACAACUUGGGAAUAAAUGGUCGAUGAUUGCUGCAAAAUUACCAGGAAGAACUGACAAUGAAAUAAAAAACCAUUGGCACACCCACAUGAAGAAGAAGAAGAAGAAGCGCACAAAAGAACAGCAAAAUCAAGCAUCAUCUGGUCAAGUGGUACUUCUAAAAGAUCAUCAGCAGUCUUCUGAUGAUCACGAGUACUCAUCAAGCAAUUCAGACAAUCAAUUAGGGGCUCAUGAAAGUGCUACUCAUAAUUGUAAUCAUGCUAAUUCUCUACAACUACUUCAUUAUCCCCAAAUUUUGGAGAGCUCCCCUGUAGUAUCCCGUGAGUCAACAUUUUCCAGUAGUACUAGUUCAGCAAAGUAUUUCUCCUCCUCCUCCUCCUCCUCAUCCUCAAGCUCCCCUAAUAAUCAUGAAGCACGAGGUUCUACCGUGAUCAUGAACUAUCUUGGUGAUCAAGAUAUUGUCAUGGUUUCAUCAUCAGAAACAAUGAUAUUAGAUCAAGAAUACAGUGCUGGUGAUUUUUGGACCAAACCGUUUCUACAGGACAAUACAUGUAUCGAAAGUGACACUAUAUCAUCUUCAUCAUCGUAUUUAUUGUCCUAUGAUGAAGGCAUGGAUUUGUUCUACCAGGUCAUGCCAACACUGCAAGAGGGUAGUUGAAGAUGUAAUAUUCAUAAACGCUUAGCAAUUAAUUGGCUAAUCAGGCAUGAUAUAUAAUCGAUCGAGUGGUGGUUCUUGUAAUAAAACUUUCCCAAGUUGUCAAGUAAUUCCCAAUGUAUCAGAAACUUAAUUGCAUGACCGCAUUACUGAUUAGUUGCCGAAAUAAAAAAAAAUAAAAAAAAAAUUAGUUGAGUUAAAUAACGAGCAGGCUAGGUUUUUAUUUUUUUAUAAGGUUUCUUUCAUUUGCUUGGUGUAGCAUUCUUUGUCAUCUGGAAUUUUG
Rosa chinensis is the source of this 1501-nucleotide messenger RNA. Its product is annotated as myb-related protein 308. Lineage: Eukaryota; Viridiplantae; Streptophyta; Magnoliopsida; Rosales; Rosaceae. The transcript has 3 exons. Bases 319 to 1221 code for a protein of 300 amino acids. The record is from RefSeq and is a predicted model, not a curated record.